Messenger RNA from Schistosoma turkestanicum, 606 nucleotides. The record is from the annotation of a GenBank genome assembly. Lineage: Eukaryota; Metazoa; Platyhelminthes; Trematoda; Strigeidida; Schistosomatidae.
AUGAAAUCAGUGGACAGAAAACUGAUUUUGAAUGUCGCAAAUGAUUAUCCACUUUUUGUGUACGGACAUGGAUGGUCAUCGAUUGAACCAAAUUUAACAUUUAAUCAACAAGAAUUAUCUUGCAGACAAUUGCAAACAGAUGAUAUUUGUUUAGUAUUGACCUACUGUAUUGUAUCUGUUGGAAGAAGGAGUCGUCUAUCCGCUACUAAAUCAUGUACUCAUAAAAUGCCCUUAUUAAAUGAAAACUAUCCUGUAAAUUAUAAAUCACAAUCAACUCCAAAAUCAGUUCCAUUUAUAAAUUAUGAAACCCAAAGUAACAGUUCACCGUUAACUGUUUCAGAAAGAAAAUUCAACAAACACCUCACUCCGGAACCAGUUGAUUAUCAAAAGAUUCCAAUCAAUUUCAAAAUGGAUUCGCAUGACUAUUUAUCCACAGCGUCAUAUUACAAUGAAAAGAACAUUAAACAAAACCAAUAUGACUGUAAUAUGCCUGUAAUGAAAAAACCGAAAUUAGAAUCAGUUUGUAAGGAGACAAUCAAAUCAAAUACAGUGAUAUCACAUCCAUUUUCUGCUUGUAAUUUGGCUAAAUCACCAGAAAAUUUAUAG